Molecule: messenger RNA, 2741 nt
Organism: Purpureocillium takamizusanense
Lineage: Eukaryota; Fungi; Ascomycota; Sordariomycetes; Hypocreales; Ophiocordycipitaceae
Exons: 8
Coding region: 204-1868 (554 amino acids)
Biological process (GO): transmembrane transport
Cellular component (GO): membrane
Molecular function (GO): transmembrane transporter activity
Source: RefSeq, a predicted model, not a curated record
UAUCACGGGAGAGGGAGAGAAAAGAAGAAAAAAAAAAGAAAAGAGCUCGUCUUUGAGACAUUCGUCUUCAGCGUUUCUAACACCCUGCCGCCCCCCGCCCCCCUCCCCGCCCCCGUGUUCCUGGACGUCCCCUUGUGUAACUUCGAUCUUUGGCCCGCGUGUCAUCCCGACCGCUCUUCCCGUCCCUUCUCCAAUUAGCAACGAUGGGGACUUCCGGAGAUCAGCACGGCCUCGAGCUGCGCAGCGUGGGCGGCAAGCAGCCGCUCCAUGCCACUGCCGAAGUCGAGCCCGGGCGAAGCAACGGAACAUGCACCUAUCUCGUCGAAGGUGGCGGCAACGAUGGUGACCCGGACGAGGAGCUGUACUCGGGUCAUACAGUAAACGACAAGAGGGACAUGCAGCGGAUGGGAAAGAAGCAGGAGUUUCGGAGAAACUUUCGAAUGCUGUCCACGAUCGGCUUUACCAUCUGCGUGACGGGUACUUGGAUCAUCUUGUUGACAUCCAACACCCAGGGUCUUAUCGCCGGCGGCAUGGCGGGUCUCUUCUGGUCCCUUGUGUGGUCACAUCUUGGGCAAUUCUUCAUCGUGCUCUCCCUCGCUGAGAUGGCGUCUAUGGCGCCCACAGCCGGUGGGCAGUACCAUUGGGUAUCUGAGUUUGCGCCGCGCGAAUAUCAAAAGAUUCUGAGCUACCUGUCGGGCUGGCUCUCGACGGUGUCGUGGCAGAGCAUCGUUGCGCUGGACGCCUUUCUCAUCGGCUCCAUCAUCCAGGGGCUCAUCACGCUCAACGACGAGUCGUACUCCCCGACGCGUUGGCAGGGCACGCUGCUCGUCUUCGCCUCGGUCAUCGGCGUCUCCCUGUUCAACGUGUUCGCCGCCAAGCACCUGCCGCUCGCCGAGGGUACAUUCGUGACGCUGUACAUCUUCUCAUUCUUUCCCGUCAUCAUCACCCUGCUGGUCCUCGCGCCCAAGCAGUCGGCCAGCGCCGUCUUCACGCAGUUCACGGACAAUGGCGCCGGAUGGCCGUCGAUAGCGCUUACCGUCAUGGUCGGGCAAGUCUCGAGCAUGUUUGUCGUUCUAGGCUCCGACUCUGUGGCGCACAUGGCCGAGGAGAUUCGGGACGCGGGCAUCGUUGUGCCCAGAUCCAUGGUCUGGUCGUUUCUGCUAAACGUCCCCUUCACCUUUGCGCUCCUCCUGACGUAUCUCUUCUGCAUCGGAGACGUUACCGAGGCGCUCGGCUCUCGGACUGGGUUCCCGUUCAUGUACGUCUUUCAGAACGCGACGGGAACGGUCGGCGGCGCGACGGGCCUCACCGUCGUGGUCCUGGUGCUGCUCACCAUGAUCACCAUCAGCUCGCUGGCGUCCACGUCGCGGCAGACGUUUGCCUUUGCGCGCGACAACGGGCUCCCGUUUUCCAACUGGCUCGGAGCUGUCCACCCAUCAUGGCAAGUCCCCGUCAACUCUGUCAUCUUCACCUGCGGCUUCUCCAUGGCGUUUGCGCUCAUCAACAUCGGCUCGACGGUGGCCUUCAACGCCAUGCUCUCGCUGUCGACGGUGGCGCUCAUGGCCACGUACGUCGUGUCGGUCGGCUGCGUGACGGCCAAGCGCUUCCGCGGCGAGCCCCUGCCGCGCUGCCGCUGGAGCCUCGGACGGUACGGGCUGCCCGUCAACCUCGUGGCCAUGGUCUACGCGUGCUGGUCCUUCUUCUGGAGCUUCUGGCCCAACAGCCACGACGUUACCGUCGAGACCUUCAACUGGGCGUGCGUCAUCUUCGUCGGGCUCAUGGGUCUGUCGUCCGUCGUUUACUUUUUCAAGGCGCGGCACGUAUACGAGGGGCCCGUCGUCAAGGUGCAGGAGCAAAAGGAUUGCUAGCCCCCCCCCUUCCCGUCUCAUCAUUUGAUGUUGGCAUUGGGGCAAAACUCUGGCGAGUUGGGGCUGAGCAACAUGUAAAUGUCUAACGCGCCCACUAUUUGCCCGUUUUCCUGAGACGCAUGAACCCGCGCCAUCGUCAUCUGCAUGAAUUGAAAACCUUCGUAUAUACCUACCUAAAGCAGGAGUACCGAGCUCCUCUCAAGGUGGAUCGGCCGUCACAGAGUUAUUGAAUGUGGCUAUUCAACAAGAGCCCGCUGCUGAUUUGUCGCAACCUGUCUGUCCUCUCUCGUGCUGAGAAACUCGCCUCCCCGUUCAGCUACCAAAGCCAGUUCUGACCGUAGGCUGUGGGGUCCUAUAGAAAGUCUCAAGCCGACGGAUGAAUAGCUGACUGAAUGGGUCGAUUAUGGCCCAGGCCAAGACGCCGCUAACUAGCAUUUUCGUCACACCUUGGACCCCCACCGAACGUGGAACGUGGACAUGACUUCACAUCGUUUUCAGCGUCGCGUGAUCUGCACGACUACGAUGAUCGAGAUGAGAAAUCCUUCCAUCUUUUUGGCAUAAUGAGGCAACAUCGACUCGAGCCCCAGACUCUCUCGCUCUGUGGGGUGUGAACUGAAUUGUCUGAGAUACUAAUACGGUAGGUAGCACACGUAGUAAAUGCAAUGGCAACCUACCACGAACGAACGCCCGGACGUUGGUCGGCAAGGAAACGCACCUUCGCGCCGCGACGUUCAACGUUGGCCUCCCAUCGCGCAAAGCCACCUACCUGCCCCUUUUGUCCGACUUGAACACUGGAAGACCACAAGCAAUGCUUCUGCCUCUCCUCUGGGUUCUACCCAGAAGCUGGUAUAGGAACUUGGUAGGGCUCACUGC